Messenger RNA from Fopius arisanus, 2558 nucleotides. Its product is annotated as transmembrane protein 184C. The coding region runs from base 469 to 1743 and encodes 424 amino acids. The record is from RefSeq and is a predicted model, not a curated record. Gene Ontology annotation, biological process: transport. Lineage: Eukaryota; Metazoa; Arthropoda; Insecta; Hymenoptera; Braconidae. Gene Ontology annotation, molecular function: transporter activity. Gene Ontology annotation, cellular component: membrane. The transcript is spliced from 8 exons.
UUUGAUUAGAAAGGGGGAAGAGUAAUUCAUCUGUCAUUUAUCAUGGUUCAUUCAUCAGGACUAUCACUGACAGUUUAGACACAAGUGGAGGGGGAAGUCUACGUCAAAAUUCGUGGGUAAAAUGUUGAGUGGUUUUUUUUGCUGAUCCAGUGUUUCGGCAAGUUUCAGAUGAAACAAUAAUUGCCUCAAAGACAAAGGAAUGAAUCAUUCUUUUCCUUUCUAUUUCAAUGAGUAUUUUUUUAAAUCGUUACAUCACUAGACUCGAGGAUUAAUCACUUUCUCAGUAGUUUCUUUCGAAUUCCCCGAGUGACCUUUCGACAUCACAAAGGUUUAAAGAUACUCGAGACAGAAAGUACCUCGGUGAUUUGUGAUAAGGCUUCGCCGAGAUAAUUGAAGAUUACAGACAUGGGCGGAUUAACGGGGGAACUAUGUGACAUUUUGAUACGAUUGUUUCACAUGCGAUAAGAAAUGGCCAAUAUUUUUCGCCGCUGGCGAAUAUGGAUUUUGCCAGUGCUCACAGGCCUUUAUGCACUUUUGAUAUGUAUAUUAGUGCCCAUAUUGUUAACAAAAUCCAUGCAGAAUGGUUUUAAAAAAGAGGAUCAGGGUGCUCUUCUCGGCGGUGGAUUCGCCCUUUUAGCUUUACCCAUAGCUUUUUAUGAAAUAAUCCAGCAUAUGAUUCAUUACACACAACCGAGGUUGCAGAAGUACAUCAUCAGAAUCCUGUGGAUGGUGCCAAUUUAUGCAGUAAAUGCUUGGCUAGGUUUAAUUUACCCGAAAAUAAGUAUUUACGUGGACAGUUUGCGUGAGUGUUACGAGGCGUAUGUAAUAUACAAUUUUAUGAUGUACCUGUUGGCCUACCUCAACGCCGAUCAUCAGCUGGAGCACAGAUUGGAGAUGUCACCACAAGUUCAUCACAUGUUUCCACUCUGCUGUAUUCCAGAUUGGGAAAUGGGACACGAAUUUGUGCACAUGUGUAAACAUGGAAUACUUCAGUACGCCGUUGUCAGGCCUUUGUCCACAUUAAUUUCAUUCAUAUGCGCCUUGAAUGAAGUUUAUGGGGAAGGCGAAUUUCGUGGGGAUGUUGCCUUCCCCUACAUGAUUGCUUUCAAUAAUUUAUCCCAAUUUGUGGCAAUGUACUGCCUGGUACUCUUCUAUCGAGCCAAUGCCGAAGCUCUCGAGCCAAUGAAGCCUAUUGGAAAAUUUUUGUGUAUCAAAGCUGUGGUCUUCUUCUCGUUUUUUCAAGGUGUUCUGAUAGCAAUACUGGUGUAUUGCGGUGUGAUAUCGAAUAUCUUUGACACUGAUAAUACUGAUGACAUUAGACAUAUUUCUGCUAAACUCCAAGACUUCCUUAUCUGCAUUGAGAUGUUCCUGGCGGCUGUGGCUCAUCACUACAGCUUUAGUUACAAGCCAUACGUUAAUUUAGCACAGGGUGAGCCCUGGUGGGAUGCAUUCAGGGCGAUGUGGGACGUCUCGGACGUUCACAACGACAUAAAAGAGCAUUUCAGUGUUGUUGGUUCGUCUCUCAGUCGAAGAAUUCGGGGUCGUGGAGCUUAUCAACAGACCUGGGGGCACGUCAACGAGCGAACUUCUCUUCUGCCAGAUCAAGUGAUCCCGACAGCACACAGUGCACCUGGUGGAUCGUUCUCUGGUUACACUAGUGAUCCUGGACACAGUGACAAUCAAUUUGGCUCUGUGGAGGAUCUCACGGAGCCACGUGCCAGUGGAAAUAACGUAAUUACGUAGCGAAGAAGACUCGUGUCGAUAUCAGGGAGAAAUUGUACAAUUGAGAGAAUUCGCCGUAGAAAUCCCCUGGAGAUUAAUUGAUAUUACAGAUUCAUUAUUUUUUGAUCAGUUUGUUAUGGCUGUGGGCUCUCUUUUGGUGUAAGAUUUUAUUCCUAGAAACUGCGUUACGUAUCCAGUAAUUAUUCUUCAUCAUUUUCAGCGGAGGAUUUCGUGGAUUUUGUAAUUAUUUUUUUGACAAGUCGGUCAUUAUUUUUUCUGUGUAAUUUUAACGUAAAGAGAAGUAGUUAAUAUUUUGAAGGAGUGUAAUUAAAUGGAGACGAGUGAAGAAUGGUCCAUAGAGAUUAUUGCAACUAUUCAGUGUUGUGGAUAUUCCAAGGAGAACAGAAAGUCUUCUCUCUCUCAUUUUAUUUCCAUUAGUGAAUACGAAAUAAUGCAUCGCCAAAUCAUGUGAACCAAAAAUCAUUGUUGUAAAUAUGACACGUUUGUACUGGUCAAGAAGGGGUCAUAAAAAUGAGAACGUGAUUGCAAUAUAAUUAUUUAUACAUAUCUGACAGUGUGCAUCUGUGAUUGUCAAAAUUAUUAAAUCGUGUGAUUGUUCUGAAAUAUUCCGAGAACUUUAUAAAAACCUCUCCAUUAUUUUAUUGUCUAAUUCCUGCUCGAUUGAAAGUCAAUUAUUUAAUUUUAAAAUAAAUUAUGCGCGUGGAGUACUGGGAGAAGAGGAAACAGUUGCAGAGCAGCUUGCGAUCAGAUCGAGAUAAAAAUCGGUAUCUGUAUUAAAAUAUUUAUUCAAAAUAAAAUGUAUUAUUUUAAGAGUA